Molecule: messenger RNA, 3417 nt
Organism: Topomyia yanbarensis
Lineage: Eukaryota; Metazoa; Arthropoda; Insecta; Diptera; Culicidae
Exons: 5
Coding region: 103-3237 (1044 amino acids)
Biological process (GO): signal transduction
Source: RefSeq, a predicted model, not a curated record
CGGUGACCGUUGACUUGGUUCAUGUUGUUUAUCGAUGCUCGAAAAAUCGGUGCGUUAUUUUAAUAUUAUUACUUUAAACCAGUAAAUAUGCGCUUAUAAAUAAUGGAUAAACAGGGCACAAAACUAUUUAUAAAUGAUAUUGAAAAUAAAGAAGAAAUAUUCAACGUAAUAGUAAAUGAAUUACGAGGACAUGGAAUCAAGUAUCGUAAAGAGAAACGAACGAGAACUGGUCAGGAAAAGAUCCGAUGUAAAAGAAUUUUCAAUGUUCCGCUCUAUACUUUAGAGUUGACCGAUGUAAUUCUUGCAAAUGGAGGAGUAGCACAGGUUCCUCUUUUUGUUUCGAAUGCUUGUCAGCGAAUUUUGGAGCAGGUCAACACAGAGGGUUUAUUUCGGAAGGCGGGAUCUUCUAAAAGACAACAAGAGAUUAAGGCCAGCCUAGAAACUGGAAAGCCACUGGGGAAAUCUUACCACGUUAUAGAUAUUGCCAAUAUUUUGAAAACAUUUUUUCGGGAUCUUCCGGAACCUAUUUUACCUACUGGGAAUAUUCAAGAAGCUUUGAUUCGAUGCCUGUUGUCAGGCGAGCAUAAAGUGUAUGAUCUAAUGAUUACUUGUUUGCUACUUCCACCGAUAACACUAAAUACGUUAGCGUUUUUCAUGCAAUUUUUGCACACUGUUUCACUCCAUUCAAAUAGCAACAAAAUGACAAUUGAAAAUUUGGCCAUAAUAUUGACACCCAACUUAAUGCCAAUAGCAGAGAUGAUACAACAGCGACUGACUAGUCACGUAAAAGUUAUACAACUGUUGAUUGAAAACUCUCAUCAGAUCGGAGUAAUUCCGGGGCCUGUUCUUGAAAAGCUCAAUGACACAAUCAGUGGAGUUCGUCAGUCAAGUGAUCAGCAUGGUACCAUGAUGGCUCAGAACAUGACGGAUAAAAAGAAAAAGAAACGAAGAAGUGGUUCGCUGACUCGAAUGUUUCAUGGAUUGAAAAAAAUUGUUGGGGCCAUUGGAUCGUCAGAGAGUUUAGACAAAAGCGAUGAAUUAAUUGAUACAGAUACUACAGUUUCGAUUGCUACUCCGUGUCUUAAUAAGUUCAACAAGAAACGCAAGGUUGCUGAUGGGAUGCCGUUCAGUGCAAAAAAAAAGAAAGAAGUCGUUUCAUCGCUACCAGAUAGUCAGGAAAUUUUGCCAUAUACUCCCAUAGCAAUACUAAAACAGGCUAAAAAGUCUCGUUUGAGCCUUGGAGGGAAUAAAAACAAAAGCAGUAAGGAAAACUCUCGAUUAGUGCCCUGUUCUUCAGUAACAUCCAUAAUUGAUAAUAAGCCCAUGGAACGACGCUGGAGCGUUGUUGGGGCACCCUGGGCUCGAAAAAAGCCCAACCGUAAUGCUUCAAAGGAUCAAGUUCAAGUCGGUAACAUAACUGUAGAAGAUAAUGAGAGUGACAUGGGAGGGCUGUCGCCAGUAGUAUCCUUACCAAAUCUCAACACACCUGAUGUACAACAUGGUUGCAAAUUGGCCCAGGCGCUUCGAAAGCCUCUGCUAAGAGGAAAAACUUUGUUCGCUGACGACGAUGUUGGUAAUGAUGAUGUGAACACUAAGGUAGAUGAUAUUGAUGAGCAAGAGUUUUUGCGAAUCCCAAAAAGUGAAUAUGAAGCGAUCAAGGAGAGAGUUUCUGCAAUUGAAACACGAAUAUCACAGGAAUUUGGUAUGAUAAUCAGUAAUGUGGAAACUAGCGGAAGUGAUGCGAUAGACACAAUCAAUCGCGUGGCGGAUAAGUAUCAAGAGAUACUAGAACAUACAGAACCCAUCGAAGCUAGCUGUUCUAGUACAGACCAGUUGGCGAAGCGCUUAAGUCGAGAGCUAAAAAUUCGACGCAGUGCUGAACAAAAAGUAAUGCGGUCACCGAGUGCACGCAAGAUUGGAUCCAUACGUCGUCGAUCCCGAGAAAGUGUUCGACUUUCGAGGAAUCAAUCGUGGCAUUUGGGACCGAGUACUAAACCAAUUAUAACAGCUACAUCUGAUUUAUCGUUUUAUCCGAAAACUAACCUCAAAAGAGGGCGACCAAACACUGUUCAAAGUGGUCUUAAGCAUCCUGAAGUAAGUCCGGUGAGGCGUGGUAAAAAAAGUGACGAAGAGUCGCCAAGCUACGUACAAAAUAUUACUGACGAGGAGAAACAAGAAGAUAAAUGGACCUGUGCACAAAGGUUCUUCAAUAACUCGGGAACAUCUGUACAAAGUUCGGAUACUGAAGGUACUACCAUAGAGCUUUUCAAAACACCAGAAUCCAAAAUUGAUUCUAGGCGGGCUCCGAUUAGAUCCGUUGAUAGUUCUACGAAUGUAACCCCACAUUUUGUAACCAGAAUUGAUAUAGGCGAAAUUAGAACUCCAAUGUUACCACCCGAGAUUCCUCCUCGAAAAACACCAAUGCUGCCACCGAAAACGCCAGGAAGAUUGAACACGGUUUUGCUCAAAACUCACUUGACUCCAUUACAAGAACUACAAUCAGGCCGUGCCUCUAUCGCACGAUUACGUAGCCAAAAUGCUGGGAUGGUUAUGGCAAAAGCAAAAUUGUUUGAUGGAUUAAUAACCAAAAGUACUACCGAUAAAACAACACAAUUACAUUCCCAAAAUAAUCGUCGACAAAGCAGUAUUUUUCUACAAAAACAUAACCCGAAUAUAAGCAAAAACUCGACGCCACCUAUGAAUGUUUCGGAUAAACUUCAGUUGCGACAAUUGCAGAAGGUUAAAAGUUCAACAACCGGUGGGAAAAGCCCGCAACGUUCAACACCACGGAAGCGUGCAUGUACGAAAUCACCCCACGGUGGAAUAAAUCGUAGAGAGAAGUUGCGACUGGUUGGAAAAUCGUCUGCUACAAAAGUUUUUCAUUCGCCUUGUGUUAUACGGAAUCUUCAAGAUAAUUCGAAAAAGUUAUUAUCCGUCAACUCUGAUAUCAGUGUGUGUUUUUCGUCGAAUCAUAACCUGGGCAACACAACUCCCCACAUAAGGAAGCAAUUUUUGAGAAACUCGCCCAGACGCUUAGUGAAAACUCCAGAUGGUAGAGAAAACAAACUUUUUCAUUCAAGUGGUCGACAGCAAACGCCCUUGAAGGCGACACCACUUUCUAAGCUAACCCUGGCAUCAUCGGGGGCAGUCAGCAAUGCUGACAGUCGAACGAGGCGUGAGUCGCCUCGGCUGUUAGCAAAUAGUACCAAAUGCCAAACCAGCACUAAGAUUGUCUAGUGUUGAGUAUACCAGAGUUCUAUUCGUCUGGUGAGGUGUUGUGUAGUUUUUUGCGAUAUUUGCGUUUGUAUCGAAAACAAAUAAAAAAUGUCUGCAAGAGUGAGGAGGCAAUUUAUGGAUGCGUAUGCGCUACUGGAAAUUUAUAUAACUGCCAGUUUUUAAUAUAAUAAGAAACAUAAA